AUGCGAUUGGAAUAUGCGUGGAACUUACAGAAAAACGUGUUAAUUUCUUGGAAUGUGAAUCUUUUAAUUAUAGUUUCAGAGAAAAGAUAAAUCAUUUUGGCUUCGUUGAAGAAUCAAGAUCCGAUUUUAUGGAAAUGAGUGAAUGGAAGUAAGUUUUUGCUAGAUAGUAAAAAUCAUGCCUCUCUUCUCACCAUUUAGUCAUAUCCAAGUGGCAUGGCCUCUGAUUAUGUUGGGCUCCUGAUUGGUAAAAUAUUUAAUGUAUUAAAUUCAUAUUUCAAUACUUAAAGAUAAUCUUUUCAAAAUUCAGAAAUUUCCGUAUCUAUAAAAUUUAGCCUAACCUUUUUAAAAUGGUCUUUACUUCUCUAAAAAGAACCGUCAAAUACGAAUACGAUUCUAAGUUUUUUAGUCUUUAUAGUCAGUCUCUCACAGAUUUUGUGCAUUCAAAUCACAAAGCAAGUCGCGUACAAUGGGUUCUGCAUUCGAUCCCCUUGUCACGGCCACUGAGGAUCUCGCCGCCGUCAACUCGGCGCCGCCACUCUCAAACCUCACGCAAGAAGAACUCAAGAAAAUCGCCGCUUAUAAAGCCGUCGAAUUCGUCGAAUCUGGAAUGGUUAUCGGUCUCGGCACUGGCUCCACCGCGAAACACGCCGUGGCUCGUAUCAGCGAGCUUCUCCGAGAAGGAAAACUCAAGGAUAUAAUCGGAAUCCCUACUUCAACCACAACGCAUGAGCAAGCGGUGUCUCUAGGGAUACCAUUAUCCGAUCUAGAUUCGCAUCCGGUGGUGGAUCUAUCAAUCGAUGGCGCCGACGAAGUCGAUCCGGCUCUUAAUCUGGUGAAAGGACGCGGCGGAUCGUUAUUGAGAGAGAAGAUGAUUGAAGGAGCAUCUAAGAAGUUCGUUGUGAUUGUUGAUGAAUCGAAGCUUGUCAAGUAUAUCGGAGGAAGCGGACUCGCUGUUCCGGUGGAGGUUGUUCCGUUCUGCUGCGAUUUCACAAGGGGGAAACUGGAAGAGCUAUUUAGAGAUUCGGGAUGUGUUGCGAAGCUGAGGAUGAAAAUCGGAUCUAACGGCGAAGAGGCGGCGCCGGCUGUGACGGAUAAUAGGAAUUAUGUGGUGGAUUUGUAUUUGGAGAGAGAUAUUGGAGAUUUAGAGGUGGCGAGUGAGGCGAUAUUGAGGUUUCCUGGAGUAGUGGAGCAUGGGAUGUUUCUGGGAAUGGCGACUACGUUGAUCGUCGCCGGCAAAUUUGGUGUUACCGUCAAGGAUAGGUUUGGAUAAAAGUGUCAUUUGAAAACCAUUAGGGUUUAUGGUUUGAUUUUGAUUUUCGAUGGAUUCUCUCUGGUUCUGUAAACCCUUUCCUCCUAUUGGUUUAAAACUUUGACUUAUUUUUUAAAACUUUGUAGAAUUUUGACUUUUGGAGGCUGUUUACUGCAUUGCCCCUGACCUUAUAGUAUUCACUAAAUUGCCCCGGAACUUUUUCAAUCUACAAAACGCCAGGAACUUUUACGAUUUUCUUAAAAAGUCCUUGAACUUCUGAUAUAUAAUAAAUUGCCCCGGAAGUUUUGAUAUUUAAGAAGUAUUACUGUUUUGAGUAUUUUCCAGAACUUCUGAUAUAUAUACUAAUUGUCCGAAAACUUUUAAUAUUCACCGAGUCUGUCCCAAAAUCAAAAU
Messenger RNA from Arabidopsis thaliana (thale cress), 1663 nucleotides. It is a transcript of the gene RSW10, whose product is annotated as Ribose 5-phosphate isomerase, type A protein. Gene Ontology annotation, biological process: pentose-phosphate shunt; pentose-phosphate shunt, non-oxidative branch. Lineage: Eukaryota; Viridiplantae; Streptophyta; Magnoliopsida; Brassicales; Brassicaceae. The transcript has a single exon. The coding region runs from base 467 to 1270 and encodes 267 amino acids. Gene Ontology annotation, molecular function: ribose-5-phosphate isomerase activity. Gene Ontology annotation, cellular component: cytoplasm. The record is from RefSeq and is marked reviewed.